Aureobasidium musti is the source of this 1908-nucleotide messenger RNA. Lineage: Eukaryota; Fungi; Ascomycota; Dothideomycetes; Dothideales; Saccotheciaceae. The record is from the annotation of a GenBank genome assembly.
AUGUUUCGCUCUCAGGCAAACACGUUUGACGAGGUAGUCAGUAACNNCAAGGCAACCGACGAGAACCUGACAUCCGAAAACUGGGCCCUCAUCCUCGAUGUAUGCGAUCGCGUAUCUACCUCGCCCACCGGACCUCAGUCAGUCACAGCUGCUUUAAUCAAGCGUCUCGCCCACCGCAACGCCAAUGUCCAGCUGUACACACUCGAACUCGCCAAUGCCUUGUCGCAAAACUGUGGUGCUCCAAUCCACCGAGAGUUGUCCUCUCGUUCCUUCACCGAUGCUCUUCUUCGCCUAGCUGCCGAUCGCAACACACACCAGCAAGUUAAGAGCAAGAUACUCGAGCGCAUGCAAGAAUGGAAGGACAUGUUUAAAGGAAACCCUGAUUUGGGCAUCAUGGAGCAGGCCUACGACAAGCUACGCACUUCAAACCCUGGACUGGCUCCACCUAGUAAGCCUGUCAAGCGUCAAAUCGAGGACACCGACCGUCGCAAAGAAGAGGAAGAGCUGCAGAUGGCCCUUGCCUUGAGUCUGAAGGACAAAGCUCCCGAACCAGAGGCUUCUUCAGCAAACCCAUCUCAGUCCCAGUCCGAUGCCCAACAAGGUACAACAGCUGCCACCGUCAGCAGAGUCAAGGCCCUCUAUGACUUCGUACCAUCCGAGCCUGGUGAGCUGGCCUUCAAGAAAGGCGAUGUCAUUGCUGUUAUCGAAUCGGUAUACAAGGACUGGUGGAAGGGAUCUCUGCGUGGUCAGACCGGUAUCUUCCCACUGAACUACGUCGAAAAACUGCAAGACCCAACGAGGGAGGAGCUCGAAAGAGAUGCCCAAACUGAGGCAGAUGUCUUUUCACAAAUUAGAAAUGUCGAGAAGUUGUUGGCUCUGUUGAGCGUCAGAGGCGAGAACUCACGCGACACGGGCAGCGAGGACGAGAUUACCGAUCUGUAUAACCAGACCUUGUCAAUCAGACCCAAACUAAUCGAGCUGAUUGGAAAGUACUCGCAGAAGAAGGAUGAGUUCACACAGUUGAAUGAAAAGUUCAUCAAGGCUCGCCGUGACUAUGAGGCUCUCUUGGAGAACUCCAUGUCGCAACCACAAUAUCCUGCCCCAGCUAGGCAACAUUCUGGCGGCUACUACAACCCAUACCCUCCCAUGCAGUCUGGAUACCCUCCACAAGGUCCUCCUCCCGAUCAGCGUUUCUACAACCAACCUCCACCAUCCGAGCCUCCCCAGCAGCAGAACGCUUAUGGUUAUCCUCCGCCUAUGAGCAACCCAUCAGCAACUCCGGCACCGGCUCCUUUCCAUUUCCUUCCGAAUGGCGCACCACCACCAGAUGCCCAACAAAGUCCUAAACCCAUGGGACCUGGUCCAAGUGCUCCACCUGGAGAUGGCGGUUACAAUCCUGGCAUGCAGCCAUACAACAACCGUCCUCAGAGCAUUCACACCCUUAACUCGGGAAACCCGCAAGAGCUGAGCACGAGUGCGUACGAAAGCCCCACUGAUGGCCGCAACAAUGUUUACGGCGCUGGCGCCCCUGUACCAGCACCCCUGAACUACACUUCGUCCCCACAACCUCAACAGCCAUCGAAUGCACCUCCUGGGCCACCACAGCAACAGCAAAUGCCAAUCAGACAACGCACUUCGAGCUUCGAAAGCCCAACGUCUGUGUAUUCUGCCCAGCCGCCUCAAGACACAUCGACUACCUCGUACCCUCCGCAGUACCCACCUCAGCAACAUCCCAAUCAAUCGUACACUAGUCUGAGUGGUGCUCAGCCUUCUGCUCCUCCUGCUUCGGGACCAGCCUACCAGGCAUACAACCCUCAAGGUGCACAUCAGCAGGGUCAGCAGCCGCCGCAACAGCAGCAGUAUGCACCCCCGGCUGGCGGUGAUGAUGCUAGUGACUAUUACCGUUAG